AUGUUAUGUUUAGGAUAUAUUAAUCAGACUUCUUUCUCUUCCACUUCUACUUCUACUUCUGCUUCUGCUUCUGCUUCUGCUUCUACUUCUACUUCUACUUCUGCCUCAACUCUCCCUCUUCGAUUCUUAUUCUCUUCUUUCUUCAGUGGAGUGAGGACUGUGAUCCAUCAAUUUCCCCCAGAUCCUUUUCUCUCGUCCGCUUUCUCCUCCACUAUCACAUCAAAUAUUUGCGUCAAUUGCCUCAAUUAUAACUACCAGUCUCCCCAAUUUAAUCAAUAUUGUAUCUUGACCCCUCCCGAUAUUCCCCUGGAUUUGACUCUCCCCCUAAAAUCUCUUGGAUGUCGAGCUCAGAUCAGCUUCGGUCCCUUGCUGCCAUUCAUCUUCAUUGCUUCUCGUCCCAAUAUUGUUAUCGUUCACAUCACGGCUUCCCUCUCUCCUCUCCCUCCUCUCCCUCCUCCCCCUCCCUCUCCCUCUCCUCGUCUCUCCUCCUCCUCAUCCUCCUUCUCCCCACCAAAAACGGCCCAUUCUACCAUCGACCCCGAUCGCCCUCUCCUAUCACCGCCCCAGGUUGAAAAGCCUGCUGCUUCGCAAUUUCCCCCGCGCGUUACCUUCCAGUCCCCUCUGCCCUUCCCGACCCUUCCACCUGUCAACGCGUUGGAGGCAGAGACAGGGCCAGGGUCAGAGCCGGAAACACAUAUCGGUAUAACCUCCUGGCGGUCCCGAUCUGUCAAAUCCUGGAUCUCCCCCAAGCUCCUGCGACCCCCCGCGGUUCGACUCGCGAAUCCCGUCAACUACGUCCCUCGCAUCACACCUGUCACCACCCUCCAUCAGUUACAAACCUCCGACGAAAAUCUUCCGCUCGAUUCGCACCGGGACGCCUAUCCGCUCUUGACUAUCCCAGAGCAGCGUCGCAGCCGGCUGACACCAUCCCCCGAUAGUCUGGUAGUGGAGCGCAGUCAGCAGGAGUCGGAAAGUGGACGCUCGAGCAUUGCAGUGCCGCCAGGCCAGAGGCACGGUGGCGCUUUUGACCAGGAGCAGCAGCAGCAGCAGUAUCUAGAUAUGGAGACCACGGCGGCGGCUGAUCGACAACAGGGUCCCGGAGUGGACCGUCCCCGUCAUGUUCCGUCACAGCACUCGUUGCGGUCCCAGUCACAAAUCGCUUCCAUCCCCUCGAAUACAGGAGCUCCCGGUGGGCCUGAACAGCACGAUGUCGCAGAGGAAUUGGCCUGGGGUCCUGCUCAUCCCUGCUUCCCCCACAUUAACCCUCAUGUCCCGCCGGGAUCUGACGAAUAUCUGACGACCCGCAUUAUCCGCAUCCGACGGGAUUGGAUGAUCAAGGGGGAUCUUGCCCCGACCUUUUCCAAUCUCUAUCCGGAAAUUCUUGACCCGUUACUCCCGGAGCAGGAAUUUCGCAGGAUCAUCGCCACGGUGAACGAGGAGCUGAUAAGUGCUUUUGAUCCGUUUAGUUUUCGCAAUUGGCUGGAUGGUGCUCUGGCACUGAUCACUGGCUGGAUCUGGGAGGACCUGGGCGCCCCAGGAGUGAAGAGUCACCUCAAGCGGGUAGAGGACUGGGUGGAGAAGUGGAAUCGAGAGGUUGGUGCGAAGGAUGGCGUGCGGGUCUGGAGUCUUCGAAGUACGGCAUACAUGUCGUUAGAUAUUCAGAUCCCGGAUCCCAAAGUCGGCAUCAUUCCCAGCGAAGGGAAUCCGUCACUCCCCGGCACUCGACCGGGUAGCGGAGUAUGACGAGUUUUCUUUUCUUUUCUUUUCCUUCAAGGCAGCUACACUUGACGAAACGAGGAGGUGAUCCAGUCUGAGCCAACCUGUCUUGGUGCAUGAUCUGGGGAGCUCUUGGAUCCCUUGUUUCUUUCUUUCUUUCUUUCUUUUUUUCUUCUUCUUCUUCUUCUUCUUUAUUCUCAACUCUUAUGAGAUUAAUGAUCUUUUCAGCCAUUGAUACCAUUUUGUUUUGGGAGGAGCUUCGUGGAGACUCCAUUGGAGCAUUUGUUUUGUUGAUAGUCUAUUUAUUCCCCUUGUAUAUUUCGAAAGGAUUAUAUUUUUUAGAUCUUACAUAUAUUACUCUACGCAGGAU
Aspergillus ochraceoroseus IBT 24754 is the source of this 2086-nucleotide messenger RNA. RefSeq names its product ERF4 family protein. Gene Ontology annotation, biological process: protein targeting to membrane; peptidyl-L-cysteine S-palmitoylation. Gene Ontology annotation, cellular component: endoplasmic reticulum palmitoyltransferase complex; extrinsic component of endoplasmic reticulum membrane. Bases 1 to 1743 code for a protein of 580 amino acids. The record is from RefSeq and is a predicted model, not a curated record. The transcript has 4 exons. NCBI's taxonomy places the organism in Eukaryota, Fungi, Ascomycota, Eurotiomycetes, Eurotiales, Aspergillaceae.